Molecule: messenger RNA, 342 nt
Organism: Rodentolepis nana
Lineage: Eukaryota; Metazoa; Platyhelminthes; Cestoda; Cyclophyllidea; Hymenolepididae
Source: the annotation of a GenBank genome assembly
AUGAACUUAAAGCCUAGGAGUGAAAUUAAGACGAUUGAUUACCAUGUUGUUCGUUUUGAACAUCACAACUUCUUUUCUUCAGUUUGUGAAGUGCUGAAACGGGGUGCGGUGGCGUUAAUCUCUCCACUGGAUCCUCUCAUUCGUCAAUCAGUGCGGAUGGUGGCCAAACAAUUCCAUAUUCCCUUAAUCGAGACUCAUUGGGAUACCGAUCGCUCCAACUCUCGUUUCGCUAUCAAUGUUCAUCCUGCUCAUGAUGCAUUUGGCGAAGCAGUGUUUGAGUACCUCUCAAGCUACUCAAAGUGGACUCAUGUUGUUCUUAUUCUUGCAGAUUAUGGUAUUUAA